UCUGUGAUGCUGAGAUGAAAGCAUCCCAAACCAUGACACUUCCACCUCCGUGCUGCUUGGUUUAUCCCAUGCAUGUCCUGUGUUCUGGUGCCCAAAUAAUUAAGAAUCAUGUUUUUGGAGACUAGAGUUUCGCUACCAGAUUUCUGAAGGUGAACUUGUGUAACCAGUGGCACCUGUUGGCUCCACCCUCAGAUUAAAGAUGGUGCAUAUAAAGGUGUUGGUGCAGAAACCUGGCAGAGCUCUGAUUGGGCUGUUGGAGUGUGUGUGGCCUCACAGGAUUUAAGGUUUUUCUACAUCAUUCAGCUGAUGACAGCGUGACGUCGUCUCAGGACAGUUUCUACUAAACUGAUAGGAAGAAACUCAUCAAGAGCAACUUUUCUCUCAGUUUGCUCCGUCCUGCUGGAUCGGCAGCGGCGCUCUGAAGCUCCGCCCCUCCGGAUCCGGGACAGAUGGGUCCUCUGGUGGCCGUCCCCGUCCUGGCCGGCCUGAACGGCGUCCUGGGCAUCUGGGCCGUGUUUGGAGUGGCCUGGUUGAGUGGGACGGUGGAUCUGACAGAGGAUUUUCCGUACAUCAGUACGUGUGGAGACAAACCUCCUGCUAGCUGCUGGUUCUCUCAGGUCUGCAACAUCGGCUGCGUCCUCGCUCUGACAUUCGAGACUCUGCGGUUCCGACAUCUGAAGGAUUGUCCAAAGUGCUCCAGCCGUCUCAACAUCGCCAGCUUCAGUUUGGGAAUCAUCUCCUCCGUGGGAUUAUCCGUCACCGGAAACUUCCAGGUCUCUUCUAUCAAAUCGGUUCAUUACAUCGGUGCGUUUCUGGGGUUUGCUGGUGGCCUGGCCUACCUCUGGAUCCAGCUGUUCCUCAUCAGCAACCGGAUCCUGAAAUCUUCCGGAUUCGCUCUCUGCUCCGUCUGCAGCGUUCUGCUCUGCUGCCUGGUGGGCUUCCAUCACUCACAUCGUUACCACGCUGCCGCCAUCUGUGAGUGGACGCUGGCCACGCUGUUCUUCCUGCUCUACCCGCUGUUUGUGUUUGAGUUUGCAGACAUUAAAUGCAAACUCACCAUAAAGUCCUCGGGUUGUGGACCCCACGGGUCCGCCGGGCCUCAGUACAAACCAGGAGACUCAGAGUCAGCAACGCCGCUCUGACGACCCGUCUCUCUGUUACCAUGGAAACAUCCCUGCGUGGAGGAUCUGGUCUCUGUGGGUCAAAGGCUGCAUUCACACUGCAGCCUGAAGUGACCCAAUUCCAGUUUUAGCUGAAGCUCACCUUCAUCCUGUGUUUGUUGGUUCCUGAUGAAAUCAUUGAAAAACUUCCUGGUGGCCAUUUCUGUCUGACAACAGAUGAAAAAUAACCUUUUGGCUAACGCUGGCACAUUUACAAAAAUAUGAAUUAAUGCUCUGUCCCUACCAAUAAAAUUAAAUUCAAUCUUC
Xiphophorus hellerii (green swordtail) is the source of this 1427-nucleotide messenger RNA. It is a transcript of the gene tmem150b, whose product is annotated as transmembrane protein 150B. Gene Ontology annotation, cellular component: plasma membrane. Lineage: Eukaryota; Metazoa; Chordata; Actinopteri; Cyprinodontiformes; Poeciliidae. The transcript is spliced from 8 exons. The coding region runs from base 450 to 1142 and encodes 230 amino acids. The record is from RefSeq and is a predicted model, not a curated record.